Acanthaster planci (crown-of-thorns starfish) is the source of this 3436-nucleotide messenger RNA. It is a transcript of the gene uap1, whose product is annotated as UDP-N-acetylglucosamine pyrophosphorylase 1. Gene Ontology annotation, biological process: UDP-N-acetylglucosamine biosynthetic process. Gene Ontology annotation, molecular function: UDP-N-acetylglucosamine diphosphorylase activity. NCBI's taxonomy places the organism in Eukaryota, Metazoa, Echinodermata, Asteroidea, Valvatida, Acanthasteridae. The record is from RefSeq and is a predicted model, not a curated record.
ACCAACACUUUUUAUCAUUGAAUCUGCACCUGAUCGCGUUGUCCAACAACUUUGACUCUGAAACACGCCCAUUUUCCGCCGAAUGAGAGUUCUGAUUGAGACAGAUUGUAGGCACAUCCGAAGAACUUAUAGAUUCCUCCCAAACUGAGUCAAAACAAACAGGAGACGUGUGAAACUUAAAAAAGAAAGAAAGAUGAAUGUAGAGUCCUUACGCCAGAAGCUGUCUCAGUAUGGCCAGCAGCACCUCCUGGAGUUCUGGCACCAGCUGGACGCCGACCAGAAGGGCGCCCUCUACCGGGAUAUCGAGAGCACGGACGUGGCGGAGCUGAUGCGGUCCUUCAACAUGGCCAUGGAGGCGGCCAGCGAGACGGAGAAGGUAGACAGCCAGAUGGAGCAGACGCCCUCCGAGUGCUUCGGGUCCAUGACCAGGUCAGGAAAGGAAAAGGAAAAAUGGUAUCGGGAAGGUCUGAGGGAAAUAGCCAAGGGCCACUGCGCCGUCUUGUUGCUGGCUGGCGGUCAGGGCACCAGGCUCGGGGUCAAGUAUCCCAAGGGUAUGUACAACGUGGGCCUGCCGUCGGGCAAGACGCUGUACCAGCUCCAGGCGGAGAGGAUCUUGAGGGUCCAGCAGCUGGCAUAUGAGAUGCACCGAGAGCGAGGGGUGAUCCCAUGGUACAUCAUGACCAGCGAGCACACAAAAGAGCCGACGGAAGAGUUCUUCCUCCAGCACAACUACUUUGGUCUGCAGAGGGAGAACGUCAUCAUGUUUGAACAGAACAUGCUGCCCUGCUUGUCAUUCGACGGCAAGAUCCUGCUGGACCAGAAGUGGAAGAUCUCUCGGGCCCCAGAUGGGAACGGAGGUCUUUACCGAGCCCUUGGGAAGAAUAACAUCCUGGAAGACAUGAACAGGCGGAAUCUUCAGUACAUUCACGUCUAUGGGGUGGACAACAUCCUGGUCAAGAUGGCAGACCCAUGGUUCAUCGGCUUCUGCAAGUCCAAGGGUGCAAACUGUGGAGCCAAGGUGGUCGCCAAGGCUUUUCCAACUGAGCCCGUCGGAGUGGUCUGCCGUGUCAACGGCAAGAACCAGGUGGUGGAGUACAGUGAAAUCACGCUCAAGACCGCGGAGAAGAGGGACGAGGAAGGACGGCUCAUCUUCAGUGCCGGCAACAUCUGCAACCAUUUAUUCACAACGGAAUUCCUGAAAGAUCUAAUCAGAUCUCACGAGCAGAAGCUGAAACACCACAUAGCCAAGAAGAAGAUUCCCUACAUUGACAACAGCGGCAACCGAGUUGUCCCCGAGAAGCCCAACGGAAUCAAGAUGGAGAAGUUUGUCUUUGACGUCUUUGAGUUCUCAAACAACUUUGCAGUCUUUGAGGUUCUACGCGAGGACGAAUUUUCACCACUCAAGAACAGCAACACGGCCGAGAAGGACAACCCCACGACGUCGCGCCACGCCCUCCUGUCCCUGCACCAUCGGUGGGUCUUGAACGCCGGCGGCAAGUUUGUAGAGAAAGAUGGCACGCCAAUCCCUGCGAUCCCAAGUAGUGCUAACGUUUGUGAAAAUAGUCCUGCAUGUGUUGGUUUUCGAAGAGCAAAUGACGCGGAUGACUACCCUGUUGUGUGCGAAGUCUCCCCUCUAACAUCGUACGCAGGAGAGGGCCUUGAAGAACUCUGCGACAAACGACAGUUCUGCUCACCGGUACUACUCUCGGAGACAGAUCAAAUGGAAUCCAAAGCGUCUGUUAUAGGGACCAACUAGAAACACACAGGCCUCGUUAGCAGGUUGAAUAUCUGCCCGGAAACCAGGCUCUAGCUGUGUCUGGAUCGAUGAAGUAUUUUCUACUGCUGUGGACUCUGACUUGGUUCAGUCAUUUACAAAGAUGGCAAACAGUGGCCAAAUUGGGGUGAAAUUUCUGAGAGGGCACAGGGGAGGGGGGCAUUUUUUGAAGGAGGCACAGACAGCAAACGCUGUAUGGCUCAUACAACGUAGGUUGUGCACAUUGCCAAAUUUCACAGGGGGCGCCCUCCCACAGUCAUGCCACUGAUGGCAAAGUAACAGCUCUAAUAUACUUAACUGUGGACUUGGCUUAAUGUGCCAUUAACGUCUUGUUUCUGUUUUGUUUGCUGUCAAGCCGUCUUUAUAGUGUAAUUCAUCAACCAGAUUUAAAGGCCAUUACUGUAAUAUUCGGAAUAUAAGCCGGGGCUUAUACGUUGAUUCUCAUGCCGAAUACUGUCUGCGGCUUAUGUGCCUGGUGGCUUAUACGGCAAACUUUGAAGGAUAAAAUCAGUCAAUCAGGUGGCACUUUCAUGUUUUUGUUGGUUGCCGUUUACAUCUGAUAACUCGAACCUCGGAGAAUAAAUGAGAAUUCGAGUGUUUCGGAUUUUAAGUUCCUAACGGAAUUCAUUGUGUCAUGGAGUCACGAAACAAAUACAUGAAAUUUGUACAUAAUCCCAAACUUUACUUGCUCUGCAGUGGCAACAUUUUUAGUGAUUAUUUUCCCCACUUUUUAGUCACUCAUGGUGUAUUUUUGGGCAAACAAUCAUUUUACUAAGAUUUUUUUAUUGUUAGCCGUUAGAUGUUUUUCUGCCAUUAAACAAAAGGUAAGCAUAUUCUUUCGGCAAGAAAUAGUUGGCCUACGAGAUCAAACGAUCUGGCAACUUCUAAAAUGAUUGCGAGUUACCGAGAUUUUAGUGUACAUCCCCGACCGCAUAACUUUUGCUGCCCGUUGGAAAAAAGGGCAGGAGCUGAUGCAUUGCCCACGCAGGACAAUCAUUCAACCGGUAAAUAUAAUUAAAUUUGAGGACUUAAAUUUUAGUUUUAUGGUGACACUCAUUCGCACUUUUCUUUUAUUUAUUAGGAUUGCAUGUAUACUGGGACCGUUGAUGCACUGCACUGGCGCUUCAGCAGGCAGCAUCUUUGUGGUUAGAUCAUCAGCGCUGCGAUGCAGUCCAUACACCGGUUGGGCUUAUACGCUGACUUAAAAUCUUAAUUUUCUGAUUUUUGCAUGUUGUGGCUUGUACACUGGGCGGCUUAUUUUCCGAAAAUUACGGUACCACGAUGGCACAACGCUCAUGGACAGAUGGUAUGUGUGUGUGUUGUGCCUCUUUAACCAGUAAGUUGUCAGGAUAUAAGCACACUCGCAUCAAGCUGAGGAAUGUGCGUGUGAGGGCAGUAUAACCAGAGAUAUCAGCUCCACAGAUAAGCCCGUAGUCCUCCUGUUGCCUGAAGUGGUUCUACGGGGUUUGAUACCAAAGUUCGCCGAAUGGCAUUGAUUUUUCAGAGCGUAGCCUGAUUGCUAUUGACGAACUGGUUCCCCGUGAAAGUCAUGUGCCAGAGGUUUCGCAGUUGCUGGUGCGAGUCAUGGAAAAAUCAAAGGAUGGGGGAGGGUUAAACAACAAAUGUUUUUAAAACGCUGUUGAUGUUCGGAAAAUUAUUGGC